UCCCAGGCAGGACCUGCGGAACGACACAAAUGUACGUCUGCAGGACAAUCUGACAAUCAAUCUGAGAGAGAGAGAGAGAGAGAAAAGAUAUGCUGUUUUACAGAAUGAUAGGAGAAAAGUGAACGAGGGUGGAAAAGUAGGGAGACACGGGUGAAAGGUUUUCAAAUUUAUACUUUUGCAAAACCAUGUAUGAAAAUUGCGACUUACAGUACAGUGCUUUAUUUUAAAGCGGUGGUUCCCAAAGUGUGGGGCGUGCCCUAUAGGGGGGGCGCGAUGAACGAGGAAAAAAAACAAACUCUCAGGGAGCUGUUCAAGUUUUAACCCCAUUUUGCAUAGAGGCUUUAUUUUUAAAUGUAUUGAUGAUAUCAAAGUUGAAUAUUGUUACAAAUACAAAAAAAAGAAAUAUGUUUGAAAUAACACUGACAGCAAAGAAAACUCUUCUAGUAUAGAACUAAAAAAAAAAGCAUACCUAGGUGGGCCCCAUAUGGGGAAAAGGAGGGGAGACAAUAUGGGUCCCACAUGGGCAAACCCAUGUAGGGCCACCAUGGAAACUGCGAACAAACCCAUGUGAGACCCAUAUUGUCUGCCCUCCUUUUUCCCCAUAUGGGGCCCAACUAGGUAUGCUGGCUGGGGGGGCGGAGGAUUUUAUUGUAAUCCAUAGGGGGCCCAGAAGAAAAUCUUUUGGAGCCACUGCUUUAAAGGAACCUGCUACUCUUUUCAUAUCUUUACAAAGCUGGAUGACUUUACAGAAUGUUAUAUUUAAGGAACAACAACGUGUGUUGCAACUAUGCAGCGUUUUGUUUCUACUUUGGACGAACUGAAUUCCUAAGUUGAGCAAAUGAAAUAAACUAGCGUCCCAACUUGGACAGUUUGAGGUUUGGAGCAAUGUUGAGAUCCAGCCUGAGUCUUUAAACGGUGCAGCUCACAUUCUUACAGUUUCCAUCAAAAUGAGUCACCUGUGACUGUUUAAUUUAUGCAUAAAAUCCUGGGCAAAAAAAAAUGUUUCUAUUAGCUUGUUUUGCUAAUGCUAGAAGGGUUGGUCAUUGAGCAUAAAAAUUAGUAAUUAGCAUGUGUUUCCUUUUUAUGGUGAUUUAGCUGAUAUGCUAUGAGAGGGCUGGUAAAACAAGAGGGCACAACUUCCUUUCUUUUUCUUUUUUGCACAAGCUCAGUCGUGUCUUUAAAGCUUUGGUCCCCAAAUUUAUGCAAUAAUCAAUUUGAAAAGCUGCGUUUCUGCUCUCGUUGUCUCGUGUUAUUUUUAGUUUGCUGAUCUGAAACCUGUAAGCGUGACGAAAAACAAAACAUAAAAAAGGCAAAAAUAAUGAGAAGAAAUCCAUAAGGGGGGGGGGGGGGGAAAAUACUUUUUUUUACAGAUCUGUUGAUUUCUUAUUCGGUGAAAAGGGAAGUGAGCCGACAGCACUCAUUUUGAAGCUGCUCGGUCCUCCUUCGAGGCACAGCUGAUGAGGUGACCCCCUCAGUGCUGCUAGGCCAAAAAAAAGCUGCACAGUUAUGAACUGACACGUAACCACAGUGGGGCUGUGUGACACAGACCUCAGUAGUAAAAAUGCUCCCAGGCACCUCGUGCUGUUUCAAACCGCUGAUCGGCAGACAGACGAGCGCUUCCUGCUCCUUCGUAACUUCACGUCACCUUGGAAGUUAGCUCUGUUGUCUUCUGGGAAACCGUGACGCUGAAUCAGAUUCAAGAGUUUUGCAUAUAAAAUCAGAAGCUCUUUCAGGUGUGAUGCUCUUUAUUCAGUUUUUUUUUCUUUUUGUUGUUGUUUGUGUUUUUUUUUUUCUUUUUUCUUUUUCUACAGGCUGUCAGUGGAGAUCAAGUGAUACCGCAUAACGCGCCGGUGUUUUUUUUUUUUUUUUUUUUUUACCUAAAACUCGAAACAGGAAGCAGCUCGAGUGCGAGCUUCUUCAACUUCCCGUUGUAUUGUGUGACACAAUCGCCGGGGCUCUUCUCAGAGAGGGCCACGACUUUUGACUGCAGCUACGAUAGAGAAGAUAAAAUCCCCAAACCUGUUGCUUUCAAAAGCUAGCGACAUUUUUUUUUGUGUAUUUUUAUUUCGUACUCCGCUCCACUGAGCAAUGACUUUACUUCUGAGCUUUUUUACAUGUCUAAGAGCCAAGUUCUUCAACUGAAGCUGCAACAAAGAAGAAGCAGAGAAGCGGUGGGGAGCUGUGGAGCCAUGCCUCCACUUAAAAGUUCAGCCGCCUUCCACCAGCAGAGACGGGGCUUGGAUCGAGCUCAGACUGAGCACAAACAGAAGAUCAGGAGUGAGUCAGGGAGUCCCCAGGCCAUCAAGAUGCGGAUCUUGGAUGAGAAGUCUGCCAAACCACAGCUUCAAUCCAAACACGUUCAGCACAGAAACGUUCGCCUUGCUGACGACUCGAACAACAAGAUCGCCCACAGAGCGGGGCCCAUCCACAGAAACAUCCUGCCUGUGGGCGCUUGUUUCACACAGGCCGGCGUCACGCAGAGGCGUUUUCCGAAGCCCUCGGGGGGGAACUCGUCAUGCGACGAGGACAGUAAUGACAGCCUGUCUCCAUGUCAGUCAGAAGGCCGGGAGCGUCCUCUGGGCAUUCAGCCRUCAGCAGAGAGACCGGCCGGCAGCAGCCUCGCCUCUCCAACCCAGGUUCCUCCGUCAGCUCUUCCUUUUCAUCUCUCCUCCCCUCGUCCGAGCUCCUCUGCGCAGAAGACUUUUGGAGUCCCUCAAAUUAAAAGCCAGCGCCCCUCCACCCAGAAGCACAAGAAAGCCAAGGACAACGCACCAAAGGUAAAGAAGCUGAAGUACCAUCAGUACAUUCCUCCUGACAAGAAGGGAGAUGCCGGGCCUUUUCCCGAUCUGGACUCCUCCCACGCCAAGAUGCUCCAGCAGCAGCAGCUCUUCCUCCAGCUGCAGAUCCUCAGUCAACAGCAGCACAACUACCACGCCCCGCCGCCCGCGACACCCACGGAUCGGGUCCUCCCUCCUUCCUCUUCUCCGUCUGGCUUGAUCUCAUCUUCCUCCCCAUCUGACUCCUCUCCCCGCAUCCACAUCGGUCCAAGUUCUGGGACAAAAGUCUCAUCGCUCCGUCCGAAUCUGGACGAAAUGAAGGUCGCAGAACUGAAGUGUGAAUUGAAGCUGCGCAGAUUGCCCGUCUCUGGCACCAGGAAGGAUCUGAUUGAGAGGCUGAGGACGCACCAGGCACUCGGCCGAGGCAGUACAGCUUCUCCGACAGCAGGGGGAACCAGCGAGCCAGAGCUGGGAAGAACACGACCGUCUUCCAAAACAGGCGGCAGUUUCAGUGCAAGGGAACCGUCUCCUCAGCGGCUCGUCAGGUGUGACGGAGCCGUCAAGCCCUUCGACGGACCCAGCCUGCCGAACGGCGCGAAUCCGGAAAAAAUCGGCUUCAACUCUGACCCACUGGGAGAACUGAUGAGCUCUCCUGCCUCCAGCCUUCAGCCGCUCACCACGGCUCCAGUGUCUGCUGCCGUCAAACAGGAGCGCCGACGCUCCGGCCCGGCGCCUUGUCGCUUCUCCUUAAAGUCUACCUCUCUGCACGAUCGCAGCUCGGUCUGUUCCGCGGCCCCCACCAUUACCGCGGCAACUACUCCGGGGACUGUUGACAAAGACAGAAUGCUGCAGGAGAAAGAUAAGCAGAUUGCGGAGCUCACCAGGAUGCUGUUGCAGAAGAACAGGUUGGUGGAGGAGCUGAGAAUGCAGCUGGGAAACGGUAACCAAGACGCUCCGGAGGCGUGCGUUCUCAAAAGAGUGAAGGAGGAACCUCCCGACGGGUCAACAAGUCCUUCUCUGGUCGUCCUCCGUGAAAAGGAGGUUAUAACCAUCAAGAGGGAAACCGUGGAGGAAGAGAUGGCAUCCAAGAUGUCGCUGCAGUCACCUAGGCCAACUCAACAGACUCGCAGUCAGACGCAUCUUCAGCUCCAGCAGAAGCAGGUCUGCCUCCAGGACUCUGCUCGACAUCUGGCUCAGCAACAGGCCAUCGGUAGGCUGCUGCUGAUGCAGUGUAACACUAAGAAGCCGCAGCACGCCGCUCAAAGCGUCAACGGGGCGCCGGAAGCCCACCAAAAACCCCGUCCGCAGAAGCAAAGGAGAUCUCAGAAGCGGCACCUGCAGACGCAGCCACCGCAGUCUGAGCAGCGUCGCCCCCAGCUGGAGAAAACGAGGCUGGAGCGACAGGUUCUGCUGAGGGAACAAGAGAGCGUCGCCAAGAAGCACCAGCAGCAGAACAACAACCUGCAACCCGUCCAGAUGCAGAGCAGGAUGCAGCAGCAGCAGGAUCUUCUGAACAAUGACUCCCGCCCGGCCGUGGUCGGUGACAGCAAGAGGAAGCACAUCCUGAUUCCUUUGACCAAUCACAUUACAGGAGACCGAGGAAAGGCGUCAAAUCACAAUUUAUCUCAGUUCUUUAAAGCCACACCGUCAUUAAACGAGGAACGCCAGGAACGCCUGCAGGAAGCAGCAGCUCAUCGUCCGUCAGCGACACCCAGGCUGCAGUCUCCUCAAACGUGGAAAAGCUCCCCAUCACCUUUCUGUCAAACUGAGACGUUUCCAGGUCUGGACAUCACGUUGAGUCCUCUGUCGUCAGAUUCGGUCGAAACGGCAGCUUCGCCGUCUCACGAUAAACUGAGAGACAAGGAUUUCAUCGACACCAUCCUGCAGGCUGGAGAAACACCCGACGCACUGAAAGACACCAGAGACUUCUCGUUUUCUUCACCUUGCCUGUCACCGCUCCACCUCCUGUUGUCUCCACCCAACACCCCCAGCAGUGCUGUGCUACAACACGACUCUCCUCUGCAGCCCGGGCCCUGGACUCCAGCCAAAAGCUUGGAUCAGAAGCAGCACUUCGAUCUGUGUGGCGGCGGACGCCUGGAGGACUUUCUGGAAAGUGUCCCUGUGAAGCCUCUCCAAGGGGAGGAACCAGACGUCCUUCUCACUUUGCUUGAUGACCAAAUGAUGUGCCCCACCAGCGUCCUGGACACGGCCCCUGUGGAUUCCUCGGACACGGAGUGGAGCGCCGACGGUAAGGACUGGCUGGGCUUCCCCAUGGGAGGAGAGAGCGAAUGGGACCCAUCGGUCCCCCAAAGGCCCCAGAGUGUGUUCUCGGCAAACUUCCUGGACGGUUCCGACCUUCACAUGAACUGGGACUCCUGAAUGUAGCUGGAAAGUCAGGAAAGCAAUUCAAGAUGUAGCCUAUACCUGACGUUUCAGGAUUUAAGCCAAGAACAAAGUCUGUGUCAUUUCUCUUAAUUAUAAUCUCAAAACCGUUUUCACGUUGAUAUGUUUUGUUAACUUGAUAAAACUUCUCAGGCUGGUCCUACAGAUGAUAACCUAGUAGAUAGUUGGACACUGGAAAGAUUUCAAAGUCUUUAGCUCUGAUCAGUGGUGAGCACUGCUAGCUUAAAAGUUAGCUGCGCUAACCCUGAACUGCUACUAAUAAACAUUAGCUGCGCUCACGCUAAAGUGCUAAACCAGCAUAGUGUCUGGCAGAAGCUAAUGCUAAAGCAUUAAAGUCAGUAAUUGAGACAGGUACCAUGUGUCAGGUUGCGCUUCAAUAAGCAAUUCUCUGAAACAUGCCAGUCACUCGUGGUUUCAGUGUUAGAGUUGUUGAGUAUUGCUAACUCUGUUGCUGAUUUUGGCCAAUUCAGCAACAAUGAACGUUUGGCCAAUUUGGUCAAACAAAUUUUGGCCAAAGGAAAUUUUCUUUGCUUUCUGAUGGAUUUUUAAUGCCCUCUGAGUAAUCUUGAUUCACACCAAAGCCGUUUCAUGCGUCUGGUUUCCGUUCAAAGUCUAUGCGGAGGUGUGUCGCAGGCCCGUCGCAGCACGAUUUGAAGCGGUUGGAGCAUUUGAGCGUCCAACACGUCAACAACAACAGAAAACAACGGCUCGAGCGAUUUUGAUGUGUCCGACGUCUCUGACGUCCCCUCAUCACGCCCCAACGUAGACUGAAUGUAAACCAGACCCACCGGACGCAUAAAACUCAAGGCAUAGAAUAAAAUGUUAAGCGUCUGCAUUCAAAGUGUUACACGCGUUACACUUGAAGCGUUUGGACGCGUUAGGUGAGAACGCGGCGUUUUGCCGCACCGCGUUAAGGAUUUAAAACUAUAGGAGAGGAAACGGAAGUGCCGCGUAAGCAGUCUUCCAUUAGAGCAAUAAUAUCGACGUCUUCUUGAAAAAUUUUUAACAGACAACCAAACAGAUGUCAAAUUUUACUCCAGCAAAGAUUCACAAAACAUUAUUAAAUAAAUUAAAAAUUAGCACCUUAGAAUUUAUUUGGAAAAAUUAAUUCAGGAGAAGCUGACAUUAUUGGAGCCUUGCGAUAGGACUUUGCUCAGGAUGUACAUUGUAAAUGUACAGUUGAAUGACAUUAAAGUCUAUAAUUGUAUAAUUAAUUAUAAUUAUAACAUAAUUGUAAAGUCUGUAAUUGUAAUUGCAGAAACGCAAAAGUGCUGAGUGAAAACUGUUUGUCUGCUACAGGUGGAUUAGCAGGAGCGUGUCCAUCUACUCUCUCUGAUUCUUGUUAGUCAGGCUUCGACUUGAACCCAGAGUCUGUUGCUUCACACGGACAAAUGAGCUUCAAAUAUAAACUCCUUUUUCUGUUUACACUCAAGCAAUAAACACGUAAAGGGAGCCAAGAAAUAUCUUUGAAGUUUUUGCACAUUCCCAACAAAUGAAGGGUGUAGGAUUGAGCUAACCUUAAUUUUACGGAUCUCUUCUAAACAUUUGAGAUAUUUGUUGUGCAAGAUAUUCACACCAACUUCUUGUUAAAGGAUCAAAACUAAUAUAAGUUUUUUUUAAUGCAAAAUGUGAAGCCUACAGGUUUAUUUGUCUUGAUAUUGUGUGCCCAAAGCAUUGUAUUAUUCACACAAUAUUUAUUGGAAUUUUUUUAAAUGAUUAUUUUACACUAUAAUGAAGUUUGUGACCUAGCUUGAAUGUAACCACAAGGAAAUCUCACUACUCCGUGUUACGGGAGCAGCACAUACACGUUCGACACUGAAGCCUAAAUAUGUGUGACAUUUACACCACUGUAAAUGACUGUACUGUGUACUAAAUGUACUAUGAUGGUAGAAUAUUGCAUCAAUAAAUUCUUACUAAUGAAUGAA
Molecule: messenger RNA, 7105 nt
Organism: Poecilia reticulata (guppy)
Lineage: Eukaryota; Metazoa; Chordata; Actinopteri; Cyprinodontiformes; Poeciliidae
Product: myocardin-related transcription factor A-like
Biological process (GO): positive regulation of transcription by RNA polymerase II; smooth muscle cell differentiation
Cellular component (GO): nucleus
Molecular function (GO): transcription coactivator activity
Source: RefSeq, a predicted model, not a curated record